Messenger RNA from Pristis pectinata (smalltooth sawfish), 6569 nucleotides. It is a transcript of the gene slc30a1a, whose product is annotated as solute carrier family 30 member 1a. Gene Ontology annotation, biological process: zinc ion transmembrane transport; intracellular zinc ion homeostasis; detoxification of zinc ion. Gene Ontology annotation, molecular function: zinc ion transmembrane transporter activity; calcium channel inhibitor activity. Gene Ontology annotation, cellular component: membrane; Golgi apparatus; endoplasmic reticulum. NCBI's taxonomy places the organism in Eukaryota, Metazoa, Chordata, Chondrichthyes, Rhinopristiformes, Pristidae. The record is from RefSeq and is a predicted model, not a curated record. Bases 550 to 2121 code for a protein of 523 amino acids. The transcript is spliced from 2 exons.
AAUGGAGCCGGCAGCAGCGGUCGUUGAUUGAUUUCGGGACAAUUUGACAGCUGAUGGCGUCACAAUUACCUGGACAGCGAAACAGGACCAAACGCAACCAACGUGCCGGACAAUCCGGCCUUUUGUUUCUAAAAAAAACCAGUAGGGAGGCUGCGCAGGGCGGGCUGAAACCGAUUGAUUGACACCAGAAUCAGCGAAUAAGCAUGAAGCUCGCCUGCCGGUUCAACCAAUCGGCCUGGCCUAGAGACAGGGUUUGAUUGGAGAGAGGGAAGAAAUGGGUCCGUGCUGAAAAAAAAACCGUGCGCAGAAAAAAACUUGCCGGGUGCAAAAGUUUUUUUGUAACCGCUGCGUAGUUACGGGCUGGGCGAAAGAAUGAGAGAGCAGGUUCCUGAUUCUCUGGAACUUUCGGCGUAGGUCUCCCGCAGCCCAGUUGUGUUUUGAAUUGCGGCCGUUAUUUUGCGGGCGUUCAGACGGCCCUUUGUUCUGUCCGGGACAAGUUGGGGGGUGGGGGUGCCCUCGACAUCCAGCUUGGUGUCAGCGGUCCUUUGAAUGAAGAUGGACUGCGAGCCGAACCGGGCGCGCCUGAUGUGCAUGCUGUGGCUGACGUUCGGCUUCUUCGUGGUGGAGGUGGUGGUGAGCCGGCUGACCGGCUCCCUGGCCAUGCUCUCCGACUCCUUCCACAUGCUGUCGGAUGUCAUCGCGCUGGUGGUGGCCCUCAUCGCCGUGCGCUUUGCCGCCAAGACCCAGUCGACGGCCAAGAACACAUUCGGCUGGAUCCGCGCCGAGGUGAUGGGCGCGCUGGUCAACGCCGUCUUCCUCACCGCCCUCUGUUUCACCAUCGUGCUGGAGGCCAUCGAACGGUUCAGCGAGCCGCGGGAGAUCCAGAACGCGGUGGUGGUGAUCGGGGUGGGAGCGGCCGGCCUCCUGGUCAACCUGCUGGGGCUCUGCAUGUUCCACGGCAGCGGGGCCGGCGGCGGGCCGGGGGCGGCCCACGGCCACUCGCACUCGCACACGCACGUCUCCGGCGCGGAGAAGGGCCACUGGCUCCGCAGGAAGAAGCGGAGCGACGCCGAGAAACUGGCCGGCAACGGCAGCAGUCUCCGCGACCAGGAGGAGGUCAACAUCCUGGUGAACAGCGGCAGCGCCAGCAACGGCGUGAACCCGGACAAACAGGACGUGUUCAGCACUCGCAGAAGCGGCGACCCCCGGCAUGUUAACGAUCUACUGAGGGAGAAUAGUGUGCCAGGCCUGCAGAUGAAUGGGAUUUCUAUUCUUGACGACCAUCGUGACGAAUUUGGAGACAUAGACGAUUCUGCAUCACAGCUGAACAUGCGUGGUGUCUUUCUCCAUGUGUUGGGAGAUGCCCUGGGCUCGGUCAUAGUUGUGGUUAAUGCACUGAUAUUUUACUUUAUUUGGAACCCAUGUCCUGAAAGUGGUCCAUGCAUUAAUCUAUGCCGCCAUGAUCAUUGUCCGAAUCGACAUAUAAAUGGCACACAGUCAAACAUGACUGAAAAUCAUGAAAGCAUACCAGAAGCUGGACCCUGCUGGGUGCUUUUCUUGGAUCCUACCCUGUGCUGUAUUAUGGUUUGUAUCUUGCUCUAUACAACCUAUCCUCUUCUGAAGGAAUCUGCUCUCAUUCUGUUGCAAACAGUCCCAAAACAAAUAGAUAUGGAGUUAAUAAAUGAGAAGCUGCGCAACCUGGAAGGUGUCCUUGCUGUACAUGAGCUGCAUGUCUGGCAGUUAGCUGGUAGCAGAAUCAUUGCAACAGCCCACAUCAAAUGUCGUGACCCAACUGCUUAUAUGGAUGUAGCUAAACGUAUCAAAGACUUUUUCCAUGAUGAAGGUAUCCACGCCACAACAAUCCAACCAGAAUUUGCUUCAGUGAACUCUGAAUCACGUACUUCUCUUUGUGAACUGCCAUGCAAGACUCAAUGUGCCUUAAAACAAUGCUGUGGCAAUGGAGAAAAGUCAUCUGGUGAUUUAAAGUUGGAAACUCCAUCUACCCAUUCUCUUGAGGUUAUCAGGGAAUCUCCUGAACAUCCCAUUGCAAGGACUGAAAGAAGUGAGAUGGGGAACAAUGCAGUAAAAAACAAAGACACACAAUAUGAAUCAGCUGUGUAAACUUACCCAACCUAAUUUUGAAAAGUGAUGUACUUUACAGACUUCAAAUUUUGGGGUUGUCAACUGGAAUUGGCACUAAGCUAAAAUAACCGUGGUAGAUAAUGCAACUAUAUUGAACUUGUUCCACAGCUCUGUGAUUUGUAUGUGGCACAUUCCAUAGCAAAACUGAACAGUUGUCUAGAAACUACUUGAACUUGUUAUCACAGCUUUCUGGGAAGCAAUGUGGAUAGUGCAUCACUGACUGUGUCAGCAAAAAAAUAUGUAUUUAAUUAUUAAUAAAGCCUGUAGAAUUUUGGGAAAUUAGGUUUUUAUAUAAGCAGUUUUGUAUAGAUUGAUGUAAAAACUUUGCAUCAAUUUACAAAAUCCGUUGUUCUCACCAAAAGAGCUGCUGCUGUAUAAAACUGGGUUGGGCAGGUGGGAGGGGAAGAAGGGAAGGUCACACUGUGGAAACUCCAAGCGAAGCCAGGGUAUUAAACAUAAUGAUUGGUAUUAUGCAUGGGUAAUUUGUUUUGUGUGCUGCAAAAUAUAGUGAAAUUUUCUCCUUGCUAGCUCCAAGAAUGCAUUUAUUGUAUUUCUUUAAAUUAUUAGAACAAAUGUUUCUGAUACAGAAUGAUCUUUAUUAAUUCUUGCUUCAAUCCUGUUGAUUAUAAUUGAUAAUUGUAAGUAAUGUUUUAAUGAUCUGAUGUAAUUGUAUCCCAUGAUACAAAUGCUUGUCUGGGAUAGUGUGCAAUUGCUUUCUUCCGGACCAGCAACUUGUGCAAAUAUACAGAAAUAUGUACAACCAAGUGCUGUGGCUUUGCUUUAGAAAAAUGUCAACCAAACCUAUGAGUCAAACUUCUAAACUGGUAUGUUGAAUGUGUGCAUUGUAAACAAUUUGGGACUGUAACAUUGUUCUGCUUGGUGCCCUGUUUUUAAUUCAGUUUCAUUUUUGGAAUAGUUUACCAUCUAUCAGAAUCUCUGGUAGUACUUUGGAGACAAUCCACUAUUUUGUUCCAUCCAUAACACUGUUUAGGUUGCAUAGUCCCAUUUUUCAAAAGAAUCAAGUAAAGCAGCUGACAUUUGGUUUUGGUUAUACAGAUUCAUUAUUGUAACUUCUAUCCCCAGCAUCAGAAAUGGGUGUAAUGUCUGGAAAUGGGUGUUAUUUUCUUGAGAAUUCUAUAGAUAAUUGUGUAACAUUAUUUGCCUUAAGACUUUUCCUGCAGAUUUUUAAAAAUACAGUAAAAGUUUCUUUAACUGCCUUUGCUGUUUCGUUUAAGUUGGCAUUGAAAUUUUAAAAUGGUAGAUUUAAACCAACACGUACAAGUGUGUUACCCUUAAGGUGAAAUGAAGUACAAAAACCAUAAAUUUAGUUAAAUUUUGUGGUGAUUGCUCUGAAUUUUGGGUGAGCAAAUGACAUAUGCUGAUGUUUUUAAUUUUGUAAAUUUCAAAUUAAUCCCAACUGUUUUAAAUUGGUUUCAUUAUUUUUUCAUAGUUUCUUGAUCGUCCUUUUCUACUCCUUUUUUGUAAUGGUAGAUUUGGAUUUUAAUGCAGUGCCACCUGCAGAAGUAACAUUUUUGUAUUGUGUAACUUAAUGAGCUUUAGUCCACCAUGGAAAUUUUCAAACUAACAUCCUGAAGGCUAGCUGCCAUCAAGCAGUGAGGCUAGAUUGAAGAGAUGUGUAGGUUUUCACUAGGGUUUCAGAAAAGCCAAAUGUGUACACAAGUUUCAUACUAAUACUAUUACAGCUGGGGGGGAAAAUGCCUUGUCCAUUGUUCUAAAUGUGUUGUGCCUGGAUGUAAUUACACCAGCAUUGAAAUAUGGUACUGGUAACAUACAAGUCCAUUACUGCUUUGUUACAGGGUGAGAGUUUUCAGAUGCCAAAUGAAGUGUAUUCAUUGAAUACAAACACUUGGGUUGAAUUUUCUGCUAAUAUUUUGGGGGUGGGGGGGGGGUGAAAUUAGAUGGCAAUCCUUUUCAUUGCAUUUUAGUCUAAGGAGUGUUUGGGUUGGGGGAAAUCAGGCUUGAGUUUUGAUUGUAUCAGAUUUAGUGCAAAUCUUUUGGAUCAUAGGUUCUAAAUGUUUUUAAGUGAAGGUGGUAAUCAAUUUAAAAACACUUGAUCCAAGGUCCUGAUUUGGAAGGAAAUGGUUAACAAAUUUCAUAAUGGAUGUGGCAUGUAGAGUGUAAAGAACCAACUGUAUUUGAAUCUUCAAAUGUUUUACAGGAAAACUAGUACUAAAAUGUUUUUUUGCAUUCAUUAAAUGUAUUACUGUACUUUGCCCCUCAAUUUGUUUUACUUCAUAUUCUGUUUCAAAUGUACAUCUACAUAUUGCAUAUUGUACAGUCAGCUUUAUGGAUGCUUUAACUUGAACUAAUGUGCAUCUUUGACCACAUUUUUGCUAUGACAAUAUCAUUUCAGAAUCGGGUUUAUUAUCAGUGACAUGUCAUAAAAUGUGUUGUUUUGCAGUAGCAAUAUAGUGCAAGACAUAAAUUACAAAAAUAAUGCAAAAGAAGAAUAGGGAGGGAGUGUUCAUGGAACGUUCAGAAAUCUGGCAGCAGAGGGAAUAAGCUGUUCCUGAAAUGUUGAGUGUGGGUCUUCAGGAUCCUGUACGUCCUCCCUGACGGUAGUAAUGUCAAGAGUGCAUGUCCUGGAUGGUGAGGGUCUUUCAUGAUGGAUGCAGUCUUCUUGAGGCACAGCCUGUUGAAGAUCUCCUCAAUGGUGGGGAGGGUUGUGCCUGUGAUGGAACUGGAUUCAUUCAGUCAUUUAACAACAGAUAUUCAAUUAUAAUGAUAAAUGGUUUGUAGUUACUAAGCACCUUCCGAUUAGGAAGCCAAUGCAGGCUCUGGUUUUGGGGGCUAAAGCAACUUUCUGCUUGCUGAGUUUCAAGUAUUCUGGAUCCAAGCAACAUUAAUAUUUUCAAAGUUGGUCUUUUUGUGAAGGAGUUCAUAUAAAGUCAAUGGGUUGGUUUCACUUGGAAUUCUUAUUUUCUUCAAAUGCAAUGCUAUGAAUUGUUUUAGUUCUUGUGGAUAUUGAAAUGAUUGCAAGGAAUUACACUAAGAAACUUGUUAUAUCAUCUGAUUUUGCCCACUUUAAGUUGUUUGAGGCCUUGUCUUAAAGUAAUACUAUUUAAAUAGGGACUCUUGGCAAAGUUACUGCAGGAUUUAAAUAAACUUGGCAGUAAAUUUGCUGUCAAGUUGACAAAAACAAUUGAUUUAUCUUCCUUGGAAGUCAGCCAAGUGCCUUUUCAGUCCUGAUUUGCUCCAUCCCUGUGAUGGAGAUGAUUGAUUUGCACUGUUGCUUACAGAAUUGGGUUGCCAGAAAAACAUGGGGCAUAUUUCUUGUGUUAUUUUAAUAUAGCUAUUAGAACUUUUAGGAGACUGAGACAAGUCAGUUGCUUUGAAGAAACUGGUUCAUUUGAGGACUAUGAUAACUGGGAAAGGUGGUGAUAAACAAUGAUCUUUCAAUUUAGUUGUACAAUAUUGUGGUGAUUCAGUUCGUAAUGUGAUGACUCUUGUGUUAAUCAAAGAUUGACACUUGUAGCCUCAACAGAAUUUAUCUUCAUUGUUACUUAAAUCUAAAAUGAAUGCAAAGGCCAUGUACUUCAUAGAAAUUUUCAUUCUUUGUAGAGACUGCUGUGUUUAUGUUCAUAUUACAAAUCAUCAGUUGAGCUAAACUUCAAGAUGAAAUGCUUCAGACCCUUUAUCUGAGAAUUGCUGUUAAUGCUAUUUGCAUAAAUCUUCUGGAAUUCUGUUUAUAAAUCAAUUUCCCACCAAAAAUUCGCUUUGUGCCAAAGUUUGGCUGAAAUUAAUUUCAAGAGGGGGUGCAUUGUCUUGGCGGCUAUUUUUCUUUGUGUAGGGGUGGCAUGGUGGUGCAGAAGUUAAUGUUGCUGCUUCACAUGGUUGAUCCUGAGUUGAUACUGUCUGUGCAGUUUUCAUAUUCCCUCCUGAGGCAAACUUCAUCUGGGUGCUCUGCUUUCCUCUUGCAUCCUAAAGGUGUGCUGCUAGGAUAAUUGGCUACUAUAAAUUUAACUUGGUAUAGGUUAAUGUCAAAAAAGAAUGGAGUAGAAUUGAUGUGAGCAAAUAUUGUAGUCAACCAGAAGAAUAAAAUGAAUGAGAUUGCCCAUCUUGGAACCAGAUUGAACCUAGGGGCCAAAUGAUGUGGGAGGGACAUAAUAAGAUGGUUUAAAAUAAAAGAAUGUUCCUUGGUCUACAAUUGCCUAUGACUAAUACAAAAUUUUUCUAAGUAUUGUGACCAAGGAAUGUACUAAGUUUGUCAUUCCACAUUAAAAUUUACAAGCCUGAUCUAUUGAAAAGUUUAAAUAUGUUUCAUGUUUCCUAUGUGUUUUUAACAUGAUAUCUGUACUUUGCAGAGGUUGAUGCCUUUCAGGUAAGGAAAAUUGUGAGAUUUGGAAAAUAGAAUUUGUGAUUUUUAGAUACAAGUAAAGCACAUUGAGUGUGCACUGAACUGUAAU